AUGGCUUAUAUCAAGCUUCCUCCUUUGGCUCUCUUCUUGCUUGCCACUUCCUUAAUGUUCUUGAAGAAUAUAGAAGCUGAAGGUGCUUUUUGUGCGAGUACUUUUUGUACGCUGUCUCCAGAUUGUGGCAUUGGUUGCAGAUGUUACUAUGGUGGAUGCUAUAAUAAUAGAGAACUUGAUUCUGCUGCGAAGACGAUGGAAGAAAAUUCAGACUUAUGUGAAUCUCAUGAAGAGUGCAAGAAGAAAGGAAGUGGAGACUUUUGUGCUCGUUCUCCUAAUCCUCUUAUACAUCAUGGCUGGUGUUUUCACUCUCAUUCUGAAGCACUGAAACAAUUCUUCGCGAUUACCACGCAAUAUUUGUAUGCCAAGUGA
Messenger RNA from Sphenostylis stenocarpa, 372 nucleotides. The record is from the annotation of a GenBank genome assembly. Lineage: Eukaryota; Viridiplantae; Streptophyta; Magnoliopsida; Fabales; Fabaceae.